This is a messenger RNA of Musca domestica (house fly), 1875 nucleotides long. RefSeq lists its product as uncharacterized. The transcript has a single exon. Bases 1 to 1875 code for a protein of 624 amino acids. The record is from RefSeq and is a predicted model, not a curated record. NCBI's taxonomy places the organism in Eukaryota, Metazoa, Arthropoda, Insecta, Diptera, Muscidae.
AUGGCCCUGAACAGUACCAUAGCCUUGCUGAUAUUGACCUCGAGCCACGUUAUCCCAAGCAGCAAUGGAGCAACGAACCACUCUCACCCGCAAAUGGUCAACAGCUCUUUGCUAAUCGAAAUCGUCAGAAGUUUACAUAAUUUAAACGAUUUCAAUAAUUUCGUGUUUUUCAUCUCGGAUCGAUUGACCAAGGACACGCAUACGGCUGCCGAGUUUUUCCACGAUUUUUGGCAUGUCUUUCCCACGAUACCGAUAACCAUAAAGGUGGAUAAUACCGAAAAUAUGGACGGAUUUCUAAGUAUACCCUCACUGUGUUUGGUCCUGACCACCGCGCCCAAUGAUCCCAUAAUGCGAGUGGCAUCGAUUGGCCUAAAGGGUUUGCGUUAUGUAAGGACUCUCUUUAUUCUAUUUCCCUUUGCGGGAGAGGAUAGCAACGAGGAGCUCUACGAGACCAUAUGUCAAAUAUAUCACUGGGUGUGGAGAAAACAAUUCAUUAACACGGCCCUGCUAACGAUACGUAAUGGAAUAUUCAUACACGACCCCUACCCUGAGCCAAGCAUUGCGAAUUUAACCCACAACUGGACAGCGGAACAAUUCUUCGUUACCUCCAAUAUGGAUUUUAAGGGCUAUGAAAUACGCACACCCAUACACCAUGAUUUGCCCCGCGUAUUCUACAUGACCAAGCCGCGACGUUUCAUUACCAAGAACCACUUCGUGAGUGGGGUGUCGGGAAAGCUGUUCACCUCUUUUGUGGAAUUUAUCAAUGCCACCUUCAAUGAGACCACAACCAAUGAGCUGGGCACUCAGCCGGUAAAUUUGAGUGACAUCAUACGCAAGGUGGGUGGCAAGCGUUUGGAAAUCAGCCUACAUUCCUACACCGAUAUGCUACCCAAGAAAAGUGGCACCAGCUAUCCCAUUGGCAUCAAUGACUGGUGCAUAAUGGUACCCUAUCACAAUCGCACACCCGACCAUCGUUUCAUUAAAUCCAGUUUUCGAACAUAUGCCUGGUAUUUGGUUAUCUUCAGCAUUGCUUACAUAACCCUGGGAAUUUGGUUUUGUACUCCAACGCCCCAGCGCGACUUAAGCCUGUCAUUUAUACAAGCCAUAUGCUCGCUGCUGCUAAUACCCCCCUUACGGGUACUCACCUUACCCUGCUGUCGCAUGCGUUUUAUUUUUAUCAUUCUCUUUGUGCUCGGUUUCAUCACCACCAACUGGUAUGUCAGUAAAAUGGCCAGCUUCCUGACGGCCUCCAAGGAGCCACAACAAAUCAAUACCAUCGCAGAUGUCAUCGCCGCCAAACUGCCCAUUAUGAUAAUGUCCUAUGAGUAUCAGGUGCUCAAGGAUUACAAUUUCCCCCAAGCAUUUAUGGAUCUGAUCAUUAAUGCCACCAAACCCCAAAUGGAUAUGCAUAGGGAUCGCUUGAACACCACCUAUGGCUAUAGCACCCAAACUGAUCGUUGGAAUUUCAUCAAUAUACAGCAGCGCUAUCUGCGCAAACCCAUAUUCCGCCUUUCGGAUAUUUGCAUUGGACCCUAUUAUCACAUAUAUCCCAUACAGAAAGAUUCUCACUUGGCCCGCCCGCUGCAGACCUUUAUUUUGCUGGCCUCCGAUGUGGGUCUCAUCGAUCACUGGGAAAAUGAGGCAUUUGCUGAUGCCCUGCACUUGGGCUAUGUCCACAUGAUGACCGUGGAUGAAAUAUUACCGCCUCUGUCGUUAAGUUUUUUCCGUUCCAUUUGGCUCCUAUGGGCCAUGGGUGUGCUGUUAAGUAUUGCCGUAUUUGCUUUUGAAUUUCAGGGCCAGGCCACAUGUCGAAAGUUACGGGAGUUUUGUAAGCUACAUGCCACAAAAUUUUGCAAUAAAUUUAACGGAACUUAG